CCACGGGGACGGCCGCUCUCUCCAGACCCAGGGUUCCGAGUCCCUCAGAGUACACUGCGCUGGCGACCGGCAGUCAUGGAGGCUGGAGCCGCCCAUGAGCCCGAUACGGUCGAGGUGCUGCCUCAGCACCGGUUCGACCGUCAGUCCCUGGAGACCUACCUUAACCGGCACCUGCCUGGCUUCGGGGCCGAGCCCGCGGCCCCGCUGACCGUCUCGCAGUACAGAUCAGGACAAUCCAAUCCAACCUUUUAUCUCCAGAAGGGCUUCCGGGCAUAUGUACUCAGGAAGAAGCCACCUGGCUCCCUUCUCCCCAAGGCGCAUAAGAUUGAUAGAGAAUUUAAAGUCCAGGAGGCUUUAUUUGCCAUUGGAUUCCCUGUUCCCAAGCCCUUAUUGUACUGCAGUGAUGCUUCUGUCAUUGGGACAGAAUUUUAUGUGAUGGAACAUGUGCGGGGCCGGAUCUUUCGUGAUCUGACAAUUCCUGGAGUUAGCCCAGCGGAACGCUCGGCCUUGUACGUGGCCAUGAUAGAAACUUUGGCUCGGUUACAUUGCUUGAACGCACAGUCCUUGCAGCUGGAAGGAUAUGGAACAGGUGCUGGGUACUGCAAGAGGCAGGUGUCAACCUGGACAAGGCAGUAUGAAGCUGCAGCUCAUCAAGACAUCCCUGCCAUGAAACAGCUGUCUGAGUGGCUGAUGAGAAACCUGCCAGAUGAUGACAAUGAACAGAGUUUGAUUCAUGGAGAUUUCAGACUGGACAACCUCAUUUUCCACCCUAAAGAGUCUCGAGUUAUCGCAGUGCUGGAUUGGGAGCUUUCCACCGUUGGUCAUCCUUUGUCAGACUUAGCUCAUCUUUCCCUGUUCUACUUCUGGCCAAGGAGUGUUCCGCGGAUAAAUCAAUCCUCUCAUAUUCAAGAAGGCAUAGGAAUACCAUCAUUGGAUGAACUGAUUUCAAUAUAUUGCCAUUACAGGGGAAUUAGUACUGCUCUUCCUAACUGGAAUUUCUUUCUCGCUCUUUCAUAUUUUAAGAUGGCUGGAAUAGCACAGGGAGUAUAUAACAGGUAUCUUCUGGGCAAUAACUCCGCUGCUGACAGCUUUAUGUUUGCCAAUAUCGUGGGACCUCUGGCAGAAACUGGAUUGCAACUCUCAAAAAGAACUUUCAGUACCACACCACCACAGAUUGACACCACUGGGCAGUUGUUUGCACAAACUAGGAAAGGCCAGGAGGUUCUUGGUAGGGUGAAGCAGUUCAUGAAGGAGCACGUCUUUCCAGCUGAAAAGGAGGUGAUUGAGUACUAUGCUAACAAUGAAAAUGUGAUAGAUAAGUGGAGACAGCCUUCAGUGAUUGAAAAACUCAAGGAAAUGGCCAAAGCAGAGGGCCUCUGGAACUUGUUUUUGCCAGCCGUCAGCGGUCUCAGCCAGGUGGACUAUGCCUUGAUUGCUGAAGAAACAGGAAAAUGCUUUUUUGCUCCAGAUGUCUUCAACUGCCAAGCACCAGAUACGGGGAACAUGGAGGUGCUGCACCUCUAUGGGAGUGAGGAGCAGAAGCGGCAGUGGCUGGAACCUCUCCUUCAAGGGACCAUCGUCUCUGCCUUCUGCAUGACAGAGCCGGAUGUAGCCUCCAGUGAUGCCACGAAUAUUGAAUGCAGCAUUGAACCAGAUGGUGAUAGCUAUAUAAUUAACGGCAAGAAAUGGUGGAGUAGUGGAGCUGGGAACCCCAAGUGCAAAAUUGCAAUUGUUCUGGGAAGAACUAAAUCUGCUUCUGUAUCCAGGCACAGACAACACAGCAUGAUUCUCGUUCCUAUGGACACACCCGGCGUACAAAUCAUAAGGCCUUUGACAAUUUUUGGCUACAUGGAUAACUUACAUGGAGGACAUUUUGAGAUCCAUUUCAAUCAAGUGCGAGUUCCAGCUUCCAACUUAAUCCUAGGUGAAGGCAGGGGAUUUGAGAUUUCCCAAGGCCGGCUGGGACCUGGCAGAAUCCACCACUGUAUGAGAACAGUGGGUGUGGCGGAGCGCGCUCUGCAGAUCAUGUGUGAACGGGCAGCACAAAGGGUAGCCUUUAAGAAGAAACUCUACGAACACGAGGUGGUAGCUCACUGGAUUGCUGAAAGCCGCAUUGCCAUUGAGGAGAUCCGCCUGCUGACCCUGAAAGCCGCCCACUGUGUGGACACCAUAGGCAGCGCUGGAGCUAGGAAGGAGAUUGCAAUGAUCAAAGUGGCCGCUCCACGGACCGUCUGCAAAAUCAUUGACCAGGCCAUCCAGGUGUGUGGGGCAGCAGGUGUUUCCCAGGACUACUCUCUGGCUAACUGGUAUGCCCUGAUGCGAACGUUGCGCUUGGCAGAUGGACCUGACGAAGUUCACCUCUCCACUGUCGCAAAAUUGGAGCUGCGUGACCAAGCCAAACGGCUGGCAGCCAGGAUGUAGGGAGCGCACAAAGUCUGCUUUCCACACACCCGAUCAGCUCUGCAUCCAUGCCUCGUAUUUCUGCAGCAGGCUGGCCACAGGGUCAGUCAGGCAUUAGUCAUGAUGUUAGCAGCAGGGAUUUUAUGAAUUUCAGCAAUGACAAAGGCGUGUAAGUAAUCCGGUAGCCGUUACAAAGGUACCUUGUGAAGAGAUCAGAGCACACUGCAGAGCUAGAGCUUGGUCGUAGCAGCACUGUCACAUUUUGGUUUUCAGGAAUUGUUCCAUGUGAGUAACUCCAGGAAUAGUUCUUCACUGCUCUGAAAAAAUAGUGGGGACCCCGCUUUUUUUCUUUUACACUUUAAGGGGUUGAACACUUUGUAAUAACGUCCGCCCUGAGAAAAAGCCAUGCCUGACUGUUUUCUACUUCGUGUAAUUACAAACCUCUUCCUAACUCAGCAGGAAUCACUUAUGCAUAAAGUCUGACUACAGAUUAAUGUUUACUAGGCAGCAUGAGGAAAGGUGACCCACUUUAAUUAUUUAUAAGGUGGUGAUGAGGACAGUGGACAGUCUGAGCGACAAGAAAGUUCUUGAGUUUUGAGGAAAGAAAAAGUCUGCUCUGAAUGCCAUCGUGUCCCUGAGAACACCCGGAGCGCGUCCCUCUGGCUGUGGUGUAGCCCUGGCCCACGGAGUGUGACUUUUGAACGCUUGAAAUGUGGCUAGUGAAACUGGGGAACAGAUUUUACAUCUUUAAACAUUUAAAUAUUGUUUCUCAAUAUCUUACUCUAAGAAUGCUUAGAGUGACUUGGGUACAUGAAUCUACUUCUUCAACUAUAAAUUUUAUGAAAUCUAAACACACAACAAGUAUUUUGAAUGAAAAUUUAACCACUAAGAGCAAGACUUAGUAUUAAAAAAUGAAAAAUAUCUCAUUAAUACUUUUUAGUAUCAUCAAAAUAGUUAUCUUCAAUAUUCAAAAUAUUGAAUAAUAAAAUAUAUGAUUAAAAUUUAUUUCAUUUA
Molecule: messenger RNA, 3414 nt
Organism: Lepus europaeus (European hare)
Lineage: Eukaryota; Metazoa; Chordata; Mammalia; Lagomorpha; Leporidae
Gene: ACAD11
Product: acyl-CoA dehydrogenase family member 11
Exons: 20
Coding region: 76-2421 (781 amino acids)
Cellular component (GO): mitochondrion
Molecular function (GO): oxidoreductase activity, acting on the CH-CH group of donors; flavin adenine dinucleotide binding
Source: RefSeq, a predicted model, not a curated record